AUGACCAACUUUGAGAAGUCGGUAAAGGGGGCUACUAAGCUCAAGCUUGCGGCCCCUAAAUCUAAAUACGUUGAAACCAUUCUGGUGGCGACUCACACCGGCGAGGCGGGCGUCGCAGAGAUCUUCCGAACGCUUCAGCAUAGACUCCGAGACUCAGCAUGGACAAUCGUGUUUAAGGCCCUGAUCAUCGUUCACCUCAUGAUCCGGGAGGGUCAGCAGGAUGCAGCGCUGUCGUAUCUCUCGGACAACCCGAAGAAGAUCGCGCCCAGUAACUUCUCCGAAGCGCAAUCACAGGGACAUAACAUCCGGCGAUAUGCCGAGUAUCUCAUGACGCGCGCCAAAGCGUUCGAUGCCACCAAGACCGACUACGUGCGGAGCGGACCCGGGCGUCUAAAGCGACUGAGCGUGGAUAAAGGUCUUUUAAGAGAAACGGAAGUUGUACAGAAGCAAAUCCGUGCGUUGUUGCGAUGUGAUCUGUUGACAGAUGAACCCGAGAACGAGAUCAGUUUGACUGCAUUCCGCCUCCUUACACUCGAUCUUUUGACGCUGUACUCGGUUAUGAACGAGGGAACUAUCAAUGUUUUGGAGCAUUACUUUGAAAUGUCAAGGCCGGAUAGUGAACGCGCCUUGGCAAUAUACAAGACCUUUACGAAGCAGACGGAGGAGGUGGUUCAGUUCUUGGGUGUUGCGCGGCACUUUCAGUCCGCCACCCGGUUGGAGAUUCCGAAGCUUAAACAUGCCUCCACCGACCUGGCGCGCCUUCUUGAAGAUGACUUGAAUGAUCCGGACUUUGACCUUCGCAGGCGAGAAUACUUGGCCGGUAAAGGGAUCAAGAAGGAUGGGCGCGCACCGACUUCUGGUGCCGAGUCCGCCUUCGCGGAGUCUUCCUCUAGCAAUCAACCCAAGCCCGUGUCAAACCCGCCCAGGCAGCCUGAAACGCAGAAGCAAGCCCCUACGGAUCUGAUUGAUUUCUUCGACUCUAUUGAGCAGAACCAACAGUCAAUGGCCCAGCCCGGUGGAAUGCCGUAUCAACAACCAGGCUUCCAGCAGCAGCAACAGCCACAACAGGCAUUUUACCCUCAACAGACUGGUUUCCCUCAGCAGCCUCAAGCCACCGGGUUUGGCCAGCAGAACCCAUAUGGCCAAGGUUUCCCCCAGCAAAACACUGGCAACCCCUUCGGCCAACAGCAAAUACAGCCGCAGCCGCAGCCGCAGCCACUCCAGUCGAUGCCCACCGGUGCUGGAUUUGGUGGAUAUACAGCGCAGCCACAGCAAUCCUAUGGAUAUCAAUCACAGCUGGCUCCCAUCCCGCAGAAUGCGGUUCCUUCAUUCUCUCAACAGCCACAACAGCUCCAACAGCCACAGGCGUUGCAGCCGCAACAUACUGGGACCAACCCAUUCCGGCAAUCUAUGAUGCUGAAUAACCCCACGGGUGGUGCACCCCCUGCACCCGCCGCCCCUCUUCAACGGCAGAACACAAACCCAUUUGCCAAGCGUCUUUCCAUGGCACAGCCCAGCUAUAAUCAGGGAGCCCCCGAGCCCGUACCUCAGGUUCCCCAGAUCCCCCAAGCACAAGCACAGCCACAAGCCCUGCAGCCCCAGCGCACAGGAACUAACCCGUUCGCUCGGAGCGCAUCCGUGCCGCCUCCUCAGAAUGGGGGACUGCAGCCUCCAGCUGCAGCUCCUCUGGGGCCUAACCCGACUGGAAGUACCAACCCCUUCCGCCAGAGUCAGUUUAUCAAUCAGCAGACUGGUCAAGGGUGGCAAACCGGGCAAAAUGGUACAAUGGGCGGGCUUGAACAGAUGGAGACAGUCCCCGUUUUCCCGCGACCGGGCAUGGCAUAA
Messenger RNA from Penicillium cataractarum, 1845 nucleotides. RefSeq names its product ENTH domain protein. Gene Ontology annotation, molecular function: clathrin heavy chain binding; 1-phosphatidylinositol binding; phosphatidylinositol-4,5-bisphosphate binding. The record is from RefSeq and is a predicted model, not a curated record. The transcript has 5 exons. NCBI's taxonomy places the organism in Eukaryota, Fungi, Ascomycota, Eurotiomycetes, Eurotiales, Aspergillaceae. Gene Ontology annotation, cellular component: clathrin-coated pit; clathrin-coated vesicle. Bases 1 to 1845 code for a protein of 614 amino acids. Gene Ontology annotation, biological process: clathrin-dependent endocytosis; vesicle budding from membrane; clathrin coat assembly.